Messenger RNA from Entamoeba invadens IP1, 2010 nucleotides. RefSeq lists its product as hypothetical. The transcript has a single exon. The record is from RefSeq and is a predicted model, not a curated record. NCBI's taxonomy places the organism in Eukaryota, Evosea, Mastigamoebida, Endamoebidae. The coding region runs from base 1 to 2010 and encodes 669 amino acids.
AUGGAGUUAGCAGAUGCCUCAUGCAUUCACGCCAUUCUUCGGACUUUAUCGGCAUCAGAUAUAUUAACACUAUUGUGUGUUAAUAGGAAGAUCGCAGAAUACGUCCAUUCCUCCCCAACUAUCCCUUAUCUCCCAAGAACAUUUCUGGUGUACUUCUUACUUCAACACACCUUCCCGAAACCAUCGAUUCAAAUGGAUUUCAAAAACUCUCUCACGCCGCCAAAGGCGGCGUCAGUCACUUAUAGACAUAACACUACAGCACCACCAAUACCUCCUAUCAUGCCACUAAGGUCAUUCAUAGUCUCGUUGAACAUCCCAGUACACCAGAAAUUCAUGAUUGACUUGACGACGUUCCCGGUCCUCAAAAGACUUGUUCUGACCUUCUUCGCGGAGCCACAAACGUUCCAACCCCUCAAUUUGGCUAUUCUCUCGAUAUAUCUCCAGUCCCAGAAACAAAUUCCAUUUCUGAAUAAACUCAGAAACGUUGUCGCAAAGACGUUCAUUCACAUCCAUUGCCCAAGCGCGCUGGACGUUGCAGAAAUUAAUAACAUUUUUCAUGGGGCAGUGAUUAUCACAGAAAAGUUGUCUGACUUCUCGCUUGCUGCAAAGGUGAAGUGUCUGCACAACUCAAUUCCAAUCAACAGAAAAGUGUACGAAGUCUGCUCUGUCCCAGCAUCUCUUGCUUUUCUCCAUGGAAAUUUUGUGACUCAAAGAUUGAUAGAAAAGGCGUAUGUGUAUGGUAGAAUGGUGUCGAUGCCAAUCUCACCACUUUCAUUUAAGCAGCUCUUCUUGAUUAACUUGAAUUUGCCAAAAAGAGGCAACAUCACUCUACGAAAUGUGGAAACCCUUGUUGUGGGAAGUUGCGACAAUUUGGCUGGAUUUGACGGGUUGGAUAAGUGCCCAAUUAAGUCGUUCACGUUCUGCAAGAACAGUGCGAUGACUUCUAUUAAGGUGCCAACAACUUUGACGUAUCUGGAUGCUUCGGAAUGGAAACCGUUGACUAUCCCACCACUCCCGCUACUCAGGGCACUCUUCUUGAAAAAAUGUAACACAUUCAGACACAUCACAGUCCCACCAGGAGUCGUCUCACUCACUGUGGAAGAGUGUCAGAAGCUCAAGAGAAUUGCGAAUUUAGCGGAGAUAUCCCUGACGAGUAUAGAACUAGUUGAGUUACCUGUUUUAGUAGUCACCAACUUACCGACUUCAUUAAGAAAGUUGACUCUGAACAACUUAAGCACGCUCGAGAUAUCGCUGAACAACUUGAAUUUACUGGAAGAAUUUCGAUUUGCGGUGUGUUCGAAUUUAAGAAGUAUUGAAUGUGGGACUAAUCUCAAGAAGGUUGAAAUCGACUGUUGUGUUGAGUUGAGUGAGUUUGUGUGCCCGUGUACGUUGAACAGUCUUUCGAUAACGAUGUGUUCGUCCAUCAGUUCUAUUGAGGCCAAUGCAAGAAACGUCCAGUUGAGUAACCUUGGUGGUUUGUAUAAGUUGCAUACAACGGCUUUGGAUAAAAUGGUUUUGUGCGGUUUGAACGUAACACCUUCCUUUGAAGACAAAGUUUAUCAACUUGUCUCACUGCGCCGAGUCACUCUUGACAAAAUUCCGAAAGCAAAGAAACUGAUUUUAGACGCCGUUUCUAUUGAGAAUACACACAUCGAUUUUGGUGUCGAGUGCCAAACAAUUCGAGUCAAAAACAUGAGGAGUUUGAAAGCGAUCAAGCUUCCAAAUACAUUGGUCGACUUCACGGGAAUGUCUUGUGGGUUUUCUCAAAUAGAGAUCCCAAGCGAAUUAACUCGAAUCCAUCUGAAAGAUUUGCCUAUCACUUCACUCAAGUUGCCACCAAGUUGUGUGAAAUUAAAACUUCAAAAAUGCAAAAAGCUUCAAGAACUUGAAUUACCAACAACACUAACAUUCCUUAUAAUGAAGAAAGUGCCUCGUGGACUCUUGAAGAAUGCAUUUCUUCCAAAUGUCCCUUUUGAAGUGCUUAGAAAUUAUUGUCUUUCAGAUGAUUGA